UCCUCCUCUCUUCCUUUCUCCGCCAUUGUGGUGUGUGCUUUACUCCGUUUCUUGCCAUGUCUUCUCACAAGACUUUCAGGAUUAAGCGAUUCCUGGCCAAGAAACAAAAGCAAAAUCGUCCCAUUCCCCAGUGGAUUCGGAUGAAAACUGGUAAUAAAAUCAGGUACAACUCCAAAAGGAGACAUUGGAGAAGAACCAAACUUGGUCUGUAAGAAAUUACACGUGAU
Molecule: messenger RNA, 227 nt
Organism: Cebus imitator (Panamanian white-faced capuchin)
Lineage: Eukaryota; Metazoa; Chordata; Mammalia; Primates; Cebidae
Product: 60S ribosomal protein L39
Exons: 1
Coding region: 57-212 (51 amino acids)
Biological process (GO): translation
Cellular component (GO): cytosolic large ribosomal subunit; ribosome
Molecular function (GO): structural constituent of ribosome
Source: RefSeq, a predicted model, not a curated record